AUGCGAGAGGAACAUAGUCCGGGUCGGCGACGAGGCAGGGGAAAUGGAGGACUGAGGUCGUUGAUAGAGCCACAUUUCUUGUCAUCGUUUGCCUUGGACGACGGUGGUUCGGUUUCUGGAAGGAGAUCUUCCUACCUGAAACUUCCUCCUCAGGCUCAGGGUCGUAUCAAGCUUUCCGUCGUUAAGCUCGACGGUUCCCUUUUCGAUGUGGAAAUCGCAAAGGAUUGCUCAGUGGGAGAGCUAAAAGGAGCUGUCGAGGAAGUUUUCACUAUAUCUCCUCAGGAAGGUCACGGCAGGAUUUCAUGGUCCCACGUAUGGGGUCAUUUUUGUUUGUGCUAUCGAGACCAGAUACUAGUGAAUGACAAAACAAGCAUCCAGAAUCUCAGCCUCAACGAUGGUGAUCAAUUGCAUUUUGUGAGGCAUUUGUCAAUAGACCACUCUCCUAUGAACAAACGAUCCAAGAGCCAGAGUUGCAAGCGUUACCUCGAGUUGGAAAUGGAAUCCAACGCCAACCAGAAGGAGGGAGUAGAUAAUGAAACUGACAAGGGUGCUCAAGACGAAUUCAGGCUAGUUCACUUAAUUAAAGCAUGGUUACCUUACGCUGGACGCUGGGGAUUGUCAAGAAAAGGGUCCGAGAGUCGCACUCGUCCUUCCAGGUUUUCUUUUAAGCAUUUUGGUGGCAGGCCCAAGAUGUGA
This is a messenger RNA of Microthlaspi erraticum, 696 nucleotides long. The record is from the annotation of a GenBank genome assembly. NCBI's taxonomy places the organism in Eukaryota, Viridiplantae, Streptophyta, Magnoliopsida, Brassicales, Brassicaceae.